GAAGUUCCUUAGCCCCAAACUUUUCAACGCUUGCUUAACACAGAAGGAGUCAUGAAGGCCAUGAUCAAAAAGAAGAUGAAGAUUGUCAUAAAAUCUAGUGACAAAAUAAUUAGGUUAUCACCUCCGAUCCAGCAUGGAUAGGACUGCCCAUGCUCAAAUCAGGUAGGAGAUAUCAUUCAUGAGGGAUUUUCUCAAUUCAUGCCAUCUGCGGCUUUACGAUUUGGAUGAUCAGAUCUCUAUUUUAGGACUCGAAUACUUCACAAUAAGUCUCGUGCAUCUUUAGUUGCUGUUCAAUAAUCUUUAGCGAAAAGACCUAUUUAGGAUUUAAUGUAGGUUCUUUAUAUGUAAAUUUUUUACAACCUAUUGAACUUUGCCAGAAAACUUGAAGAAAAUUCGGGAUGGUAACUAUUGAUUUUUCAUGAAUCCGAAGGGCUGUUUUGAAGAGGGAGCUCUUGGAAGAGUCGGAUUUUGGUUGUCUUAAAACAAUCAUGCUCUUCAUUCUCAAGCCCUGCCUUCUAAUAUUGUUUCACCUACAUUUCACUUUUCAUGGAUGAAUCUUUAAUACAUUUGCUACUUAUCUCAGUCGUACAUUCUAAAUAAAAAUGCAACUUUCUUCUUGAUCUGGAGCUAGAGCUAGACAAUGUGAGGGUUCUUUCUUCCAUUUCCAAAUAGCUUUGAUUGCAAGCAAACCUCUUAGUGUCUGUGGCGAAGGAAUUGUGAACAUCUGUAGAGGAUAUUUCUUCGUAUCUUCACAAGUUUUAGAUGAAGUUUAACAUGGAAAUAUGAGAAACAAAGAAGAAUAAAGACAUUUCGCCUUAUAUU
Moneuplotes crassus is the source of this 822-nucleotide messenger RNA. The record is from the annotation of a GenBank genome assembly. Lineage: Eukaryota; Ciliophora; Spirotrichea; Euplotida; Euplotidae.